UAAAAUUGGGUUUCGCCUUCUGUUAUCCGACCUCCCUCUUGCACAAAGUAUCUUAUAAUCUUACGAAUUGGAGCAAAUCCCUAAUUUCCCAUUCUUCCCCAAACCCUACAACGAAAACCCAAAUUCAGAUUUUGCUGCUCUCUAAUUCUUCUCAAAUCAAAGACCCUUGUGUUUUGCAUUUCCUCAACGUGCUACCUUCAUAUAGUUUUAUUUUUAAAGUCAAAUUGAGAAGAUAAUGGAAGGUAUAGCACACCCAAUACCCAGAACGGUAGAAGAGGUCUUCAAUGACUUAAAGGGCAGACGCUCUGGCUUGAUUAAGGCUCUCACCACUGAUGUUGAGAAGUUCUUCCAACAGUGUGAUCCUGAGAAGGAGAACUUAUGCCUAUACGGACUUCCGAAUGAGACAUGGGAAGUUAACUUGCCUGUUGAGGAGGUGCCUCCUGAGCUUCCAGAGCCUGUGUUGGGCAUAAACUUUGCUAGAGAUGGAAUGCAGGAAAAGGACUGGCUAUCAUUGGUUUCAGUUCACAGUGAUUCAUGGUUGCUUGCUGUUGCUUUCUAUUUUGGUGCACGAUUUGGGUUUGGCAAGAAUGAGAGGAAAAGACUCUUCCAGAUGAUAAAUGACCUUCCAACCAUAUUUGAAGUUGUCACAGGAAAUGUCAAGCAACCGAAAGACCAAUAUGCCAAUCACAAUGGCAGCAGCAAAAGCAAAUCAAGUGUUAAGGCGUCUCGCCAAUCCGAACCCCAGAGUAAGAUAGUAAAGAUGUCUCCGCCAUCAAAGGACGAGGAUGAGAGUGGGGAAGAAGACGAAAAGGAUGAUGAACAGGGUGCCUCCUGUGGUGCAUGUGGGGAUAGCUAUGGCACCGAUGAGUUCUGGAUUUGCUGUGAUAUCUGCGAGAGAUGGUUUCAUGGAAAGUGCGUGAAGAUUACGCCUGCAAAGGCCGAACAUAUCAAGCAGUAUAAGUGCCCAAGUUGCACUAGCAAGAGGGCUAGAGUUUGAAAGUAGGUCCAAAACCGGAGUUAUAACCAGUUGAGAUGAAGCAGGUAAGGUUCAUAGCUUUUGUUGUCACAGUUUGGAAGUAAAACAGAGUAGCCCUUUUAGUUGUUGACUGCAGAUGGGAUUUUAAGUUUUGCUACUCUUGGCAUUUGCUAUGUUUAAUUUUAUUGGAAAUUGUGUUAUAAACUGAUGCUGGUGACUUGGAAUAUAUAUAUAUAUAUACAUAUAUAUGAGAUAA
Hibiscus syriacus is the source of this 1232-nucleotide messenger RNA. RefSeq names its product PHD finger protein ALFIN-LIKE 7-like. Gene Ontology annotation, biological process: regulation of DNA-templated transcription. The record is from RefSeq and is a predicted model, not a curated record. Gene Ontology annotation, molecular function: transcription coregulator activity; histone binding; transcription cis-regulatory region binding. Lineage: Eukaryota; Viridiplantae; Streptophyta; Magnoliopsida; Malvales; Malvaceae. Gene Ontology annotation, cellular component: nucleus. The transcript is spliced from 5 exons. The coding region runs from base 236 to 997 and encodes 253 amino acids.